Hydra vulgaris (swiftwater hydra) is the source of this 1103-nucleotide messenger RNA. RefSeq lists its product as uncharacterized. Gene Ontology annotation, molecular function: AP-1 adaptor complex binding. Gene Ontology annotation, biological process: negative regulation of substrate adhesion-dependent cell spreading; regulation of Arp2/3 complex-mediated actin nucleation; negative regulation of cell motility. NCBI's taxonomy places the organism in Eukaryota, Metazoa, Cnidaria, Hydrozoa, Anthoathecata, Hydridae. The record is from RefSeq and is a predicted model, not a curated record.
UUAAAAGGGGAAUGACCAAUUAUUACAAAAUGUUUCAAAAACUUAAUGCGUGAGUUCAGACUUGAUUAAGUUUACUUAAAACUUUAUUGGAAAAGUGUAAUGUUCUUAAUUUAAAAAGAUAUAAAGGAUAUUAAAAGUUUAAAGAAUGAGUUCAAAAAGAAAAUGUUGUGGAUGUUGGACUUUAAUUCAAAGUUUUUUAAAAAAAGGUCAAUCACGAUCUUAUGUAAGAAAUAAAUACAAUGAAAAAGAAUUCAAUGUUGAGUUUGAAAGUCUGUUAGAUGAAGAUCAUAAAUUAGAAGAGAAAGAGUUCAACACUCCAUCUCAAAAUAUAAUAACAGAUGUUGAAAAAGAUUUGUUGUUAAAAAGAAAGUUCAAUGAAUUACUCAAUCAUCAAAAUGAAUUAAAUGUUCAGCAAGAAGAACAACUAAAACAGAAAGAAGAAAAUGCACGAUUAGAAGAUGAGGCUUUUAUUCAAGCAAAAAUGGAAGCUUCUAGACGAAGUAAAGAAAAGCCAUUUGAUAAAUCUCGCUUACCAAAUAUGAAGAGUUUAAACAGUGUACAGUUUGCAAAAUGGCUUUCUGAAGAAAAUAUAGAUGUAACAAGUCCUGAUUUUGAUCUUGAAGAUUUUGAUGAUUUCCUUGAAAAAGCAAAUACGAAAUCUGCACAAAAUAAUGGAUAUGAAAAUACUUUUCAUCGAGCAUUUAAUGUUAAUGACGAAGAAAUAAAAAUUACAAAUGGAGUAAUAAAUUCGUUGCAGCCAGUCGAACUUUACGCAGUUCAAAAGAAAUCGGAAUGUACACAACAACAACAAGUUGCGCAUCAAUCGAACAAUGUUAGUUUUAAUACAUUUAUUUAUAAUAACAUGAUUUCUGACGAAAAUGGUUUAAAUGAUACGCGUCAUUUAAAUGAAUGCGUUUUCGUUGAAGAGGAAUUUGUAAUAACCUCUUCAAAUGAUUAUGAUGAGCUUAUAAAUUAAAAUUAUAUUUAUUAAAACUUCCCUAUCACAACUAUAUUUAAAAGUUCUAAGGUAAUUAAUUCUGAUUGUAAUUUGUUUUUAUUUUUGUAAAUGUAUAAAUUUUUAGUAAUUUAAAAAAUUUGUAUGC